Protomyces lactucae-debilis is the source of this 213-nucleotide messenger RNA. RefSeq names its product RM24, ribosomal protein 24 mitochondrial large ribosomal subunit. The annotation marks the transcript as partial. NCBI's taxonomy places the organism in Eukaryota, Fungi, Ascomycota, Taphrinomycetes, Taphrinales, Protomycetaceae. The transcript has a single exon. Gene Ontology annotation, molecular function: structural constituent of ribosome. Gene Ontology annotation, cellular component: mitochondrial large ribosomal subunit. The record is from RefSeq and is a predicted model, not a curated record.
UAUGCGCGACAAGACAGAGGGUUGUAUGGCGGCACACACAUCCAAUACGGCAACAACGUACCAGACUCCAAGACCAAGACCCGUCGGAGAUGGCUGCCCAAUGUCCAUCGACACUCUCUUCGCUCUGAUAUCCUCAAUAAACACAUCAGUCUGCGUAUCCAAACGGGCGUCUUGCGCACAAUCAAGAAAUACGGCAGCUUGGAUGCAUUCCUG